Dermacentor silvarum is the source of this 582-nucleotide messenger RNA. RefSeq lists its product as uncharacterized. Lineage: Eukaryota; Metazoa; Arthropoda; Arachnida; Ixodida; Ixodidae. The transcript is spliced from 2 exons. The record is from RefSeq and is a predicted model, not a curated record. The coding region runs from base 214 to 582 and encodes 122 amino acids. Gene Ontology annotation, biological process: sodium ion transport; transmembrane transport. Gene Ontology annotation, cellular component: membrane. Gene Ontology annotation, molecular function: symporter activity.
GACGGCGCCGUCCGCUGCCGUCAGCGAUUCCUGUGCCGGCGCAGCGACAUCGACCAGCACGGGGAGUUUUAGAAACUGCAUACACCCAAGUGGUUUAUCCUGCUCAAGGACCCAAAUUCUGCUUGGCUUCUUUCUUUGCGUUCCUUUGAUCGUGUGUAAGGCUAAUCGCGUUUCCCUAAUUUUGAGCCCCCGUGCUUCUAAAGCUGCCCAGUAAUGGCCACCACGACCGCGGGUGCUGCGGACUACGUCACCUUCGCCUCCCUGACGGCCCUGAGCCUGGGAACCGGCCUCUACCUCUCCCUGCGGAAGAAAGCUCGCUUCAUGAGCAAGGAGGAGGCGUUCCUCGGCAACCGUACCAUGCACGCGUUGCCCCUCGCCCUCUCCAUGGUGGCGUCCAGCGUCACGGCAGUGGGGCUCGUGGGUUUCGUCGCCUACUACUACGUCCACGGCUUCCACACGCUCUGGGCCGUAGCAGCCUUCGUGCCGGGAUCGCUCAUCGUGACCUACCUCUUCCUGCCAGUCCUGUACCAGCUCAAGGUUACGUCCAUCUUCGAGGUGAGGCGCCAACGGCGUGGCUUUUAA